This is a messenger RNA of Cryphonectria parasitica EP155, 546 nucleotides long. RefSeq lists its product as uncharacterized. Gene Ontology annotation, biological process: phospholipid transport. Lineage: Eukaryota; Fungi; Ascomycota; Sordariomycetes; Diaporthales; Cryphonectriaceae. Gene Ontology annotation, cellular component: mitochondrial intermembrane space. The transcript has a single exon. The annotation marks the transcript as partial. The record is from RefSeq and is a predicted model, not a curated record. Gene Ontology annotation, molecular function: phosphatidic acid transfer activity.
AUGAAGGUCUUCAGCAGCUCCCACACCUUCAACUACUCCUGGGAGGAGGUGUCCACCGCCAACUGGCGCAAGUACUGCCCCUGGAACCACAAGUCUACCCACGUCACCUCGGUCGACACCCUCGCGCGACACGUUGACCCGGUCACGGGCAUCCUGCGCACCGAGCGGCUCAUCACCUGCAAGCAGUCCGCCCCGGAGUGGAUCAAGGCUCUCAUCGGCGCCGGCGACGAGUCCCACGUCUUCGAGACCUCCUACGUCGACCCGACCGGUCGCACUGUCACCAUGGUCUCGUGGAACCUGACCUGGAGCAACGUCCUCAACUGCCAGGAGACCGUCGUCUACAGGCCGGUCAACGGCGGCACCCAGACCGCCUUUGAGCAGGAGGCCAGGAUCACCGCCGUGUGCGGCGGCUGGCAGCGCAUCAAGAACAAGAUCGAGGACUUUUCUGUCUGCCGGUUCCGCGACAACGCCAUCAAGGGCAAGGAGGGUUUCGAGGCCGUGUUAGCCAUGAGCAGGAGGGUCUUUGCCGAGGAGAGGGAGCGCGAG